Molecule: messenger RNA, 384 nt
Organism: Olea europaea var. sylvestris
Lineage: Eukaryota; Viridiplantae; Streptophyta; Magnoliopsida; Lamiales; Oleaceae
Product: putative disease resistance protein At4g19050
Exons: 1
Coding region: 1-384 (127 amino acids)
Source: RefSeq, a predicted model, not a curated record
AUGGUUCCUAAAGGAAUCCGUGUCUUCCAUAAUUUGAAAUGUCUUGAUGUUGAAUCAUGUACCAGGUUGAAGUACUUAUUCCCGACUUCUAUGAUUAACUCGUUUAUGGCUUUAGAAACUCUGUGUGUCAGUUUUUGUGGCGAAAUUGAAGAAGUCUUUGGAAGAGAAAAAGAAGAAGUGGUUAAAGAAGGAAUGACUAGCAAUAUUGUGUUCCAUGAAUUGAGGCGUAUAGAACUAAUCGGACUUCCAAGAUUCAAAAUGUUUUGCUCUCAUAAUUAUGAAGAUGUGCUCCCUUCACUUGAUCUAUUGAGAAUUGAAGAUUGCCCUAUGAUGACAAAAUUUUGUUCGGGACAGCUAAAUGCACCGAAGCUUAAGUACAGAUAG